Messenger RNA from Terrapene triunguis (Three-toed box turtle), 3046 nucleotides. RefSeq names its product leucine zipper tumor suppressor family member 3 (gene LZTS3). The transcript is spliced from 6 exons. Lineage: Eukaryota; Metazoa; Chordata; Testudines; Emydidae. Gene Ontology annotation, cellular component: dendritic spine. The record is from RefSeq and is a predicted model, not a curated record. Gene Ontology annotation, biological process: regulation of dendritic spine morphogenesis. Bases 734 to 2725 code for a protein of 663 amino acids.
UACAACAUGUAGUUUUUGUAGCGUCCCCUCAGGCACCGGGCAGGUAGAGAGGAUCUUGCAGCCCUGCCAGGAGAGCAUGGGAGGAAAAACCUCUUGAUCGCGGAGGUACAUGUGUAGCUAGCUUACUUUUGCUGAAAACAUUUUCUGCUUUAGUCUCUUAAAGGAAGCUCUGGGUAAGGUGACACUAUGGCGCUCCUUUGUUAGAGAGCACGCUUCCCAGGAAGGGUGGAAACAGCAGAGAGCAGCCAGUCUGGACAAGGAGUACAAUGCCUUACCGUCCUGUGUGCAUAAGGGAAGAGCAUCUAUCAGUCAACUCAGUGGAUUGUGUUAACCAGGAGCAUUGCUACACUGGGAUAGACAGAGAGGAAAGACAUACCCCCGGUUUACGACUGUUCUGACCAUUUGUGUGGUGAAGGAGUUGGGAAGAUUGGAGUCUGUUUCAAGUGGCACCGAUGGGAUUUUUACACAUGUAACUCCUAAUGCAUCCAAAUCUGCCUGUGAAGAGAGAGAGAGACAGCUCAGUCUCAGCAUAGUUCCAUCCGGGACUUGGCAAAAGGACUGAUGCUUCAACCGCUCUAAAGGUUUGGAGUGCAAAUAACCAGACCCGUGAGUGUGCUGUGAUAACAGGGGACACUUGAGAGCGUAGGAGUUGCUGUAUCGGAGCCGACCUUUAGAUCUAAGCUGGCUCGCCAAAUGCCACUGACUCAUGCCUCAACUUCACCUCUGAGUUGCCAUGGCCAAGUUAGAGACCCUGUCUGUUCUUAGUGACCGAAGCUACCAGAGCCAGGACACCUUCCACUCGUUUGCCUCCAGGCCCUCUGAAUCUGCCUCCCAAAACACUAUGGGAAGCGUGGGCAGCGGAGUCGCCAAUGAGCAAGAGUUUGCGAUGAAGAGCGUGGGAACCAGGACCCAGAGCAGCAGCAGGCAGGCUGAUGGCUCGCGGAAUGGCUAUUCCACGCGGGAGAUCUCUAACCGUUACUCCGGGGAGGAGAAGACCUACAAGUCAGAGAAGAUCUCCAACUCCCUCUACAUCAAUGGGGACCUGCGCAAGAGUGAGAAGAUGAAGACAGACAUUUGUGGGAACGUUACCACCAACAACGAGAAAAACCUGCCGCCUCCUCCCCAGUACAGAGAACCCAGUAACCCACCAAAGAUAUUGCCGGUCUCUGGCAAAUUGGACCAGAGCAAUGAGCCCUUAGUUAGACCUUCAGCCUUUAAACCAGUAGUUCCUAAAAACUUCCAUUCCAUGCAGAAUCUCUGCCCGCCGCAGAACAAUGGAAUAACAGAGAACAGAAAGAGUUUGAAUCACACCAACAGCAAUAGCCCAUCUGCAGGCAAAAGCGGACUGGAGAAGACCAGCCUUAAUAGGACUACAAACCAAGUGGGAGGUCUUUCCGAUUCUGGCCGUAACUCUUUGACGAGCUUGCCCACUUACGGCACGGGCUACAGUCAGCACGUUGGCCCAAUGAGUGCUUCAACUAGUCACAUAAACCGCAUUGGCACAACCUAUGUAGAUAAGAACAUAGUGGGAUACAAUGGAAUAUCUACCUCAGACAGUGGACGGUCUUCAAGCAAGAGUACUACUUCUUUCAAUAGGCUCAACCAUCUGAACGAAACAAUGCCUUUCCAUUCACCCUCGACAGAUGACGUUAUCCAGGACCUGGAGGACAGGCUGUGGGAGAAGGAGCAGGAGGUCUUGCAGAUGAGAAGAAACCUGGACAAAAGUGAGGCUGCCAUCUUCCAAGUGUUUGAGGAGAAGCAAAAGAUCUGGGAACGUGAAAUGGAGGACCUCAGGCAAAAUUAUGCAAAUAAACUGCAGCAGGUCUCCAAGAAGGCCCAGCGGGCUCAACAGGCCUUGCAGCUCCAGAUCUUCAAGCUCCAGCAAGAGAAAAAAAAGCUCCAGGAUGAUGUGGGGCAACUUCUCCAGCAGCGAGAAGAGCUGGAGAAAAAAUUUGUGGCUUUCAAGAAAGAACAGGCUGAGUUUCUUCCCAAGAUUGAAGAAACCAAGUGGGAGGUGUGCCAGAAAGCUGGUGAGAUCUCACUACUCAAGCAACAACUGAAGGAUUCGCAAGCUGACGUCUCUCAGAAACUGAACGAGAUAGUGGGGCUGCGGACUCAGCUCAAAGAAGGUAAGAACUUCCUGAAAGAGAAGGAAGAGCAGAUCGUCACCCUGAAAGACUCCUACAGCUCCAAGACUGUCAACCUGGAGAUCUGCGAGAAUGAGCUGCAGAGAAAGAUGAAUGAGGUGCAGAUGCUAAGGGAAAAACUCAACCACUGUGAGCUGGAGGUCUCUGGCCUGAAGCAGACGCUGGCCAGCAUGGGGCACCAUGGCCAUUUCAAUGCAGAGCUCACCGAGAAACUAAGGGACCCGUUGGCAUGUGAGAGCGAUGAGGCCAAGAUGAAGCGCCAGAACGAGGACAGUGUCAUUGCCCUGAAGAAGGAGGUUGAGCGGCUCCAGACGGAGCUGAAGCUGGAGCGCCAGCAGCGGGAGCAGCAGGUGAUGGACUUUGAGGAGGAGCGGCGCACGUGGCAGGAGGAGAAGGAGAAGGUGAUCAAAUACCAGAAGCAGCUACAGCUGAACUACGUGGAGAUGUACCAGAAGAACCAGCUCCUGGAGCACAAGGUGAAUGAGAUGACCACCAAGGCUACCAGCCCGCCUUACACCGAGGAGAAAAAACCAUGGACUCCAUCCAGGCUGGAGCGAAUAGAGUCCACUGAGAUCUAACAAGGGACCAAGUCAAUAAAAGUAAUUUUUAUUACUGUGCAUGUACUACCUACUCCAGCCAGUGAUCUUCCUAAGAAUAAUGUGCUAUUUUACCAGAGGUGUGAAUGCACCGAACCCCCCCACCCUUACUCUCUUCCUCAGUGCUCUGUAAGUAAACUAACCGUGGAUGUACAUUGUUAUACUGUUGAUGAUGCUACAUCAGUUUCUCCUAGUACAGCUAGGAAGGGCCCAGUGGCCCUUUAGGAAUCUGCUGUGACUGUUACUUCUCUAUAUGCUGCCAUCCCUUCCACCAUCAUCAAUUCCCCUGCCCUCUGCAUUUGU